GUUAACUCCUCCUCUUGUGUUUGUUUGUUUGUUUUUUGGGUUUUCCUCCCCCCGAAGUGGAUAUUUGGAGCUCACUCGCCCGUGGUCGGGUUCUCCCCUUCUUCCAGCGUGGAGCUGGUGCCGGUGCUGCCGCCCGUGUUCGCAGCCUCGGUGCCACCGCACGGGAAGGGCUGGAUGGACAAAAGGCUGCCCAGCUGCAAAAUCUACCUGAACAAUGCCUUUGCCCUGGAUCCGGCCUGGGUGCAGCCUGAGGAGUCCAGGCUGUUCCAGGGGGCUGAGAAGCCUCUGCUGCUGAGCAAUCAAGUGGCCAUGGCUGUGGCCAGGCCAGCUGCUGCCUCCAGACCGCUGCCCACGCUCGUCCUGGCCCCUCAGCUCAUCCCAGGUGGUUGCCAGAACAGCCUUAAAGCCGUGGGUGGCUCUCAGAGCCUGGCGCUGCUGGCCCUGGAGCCCGAGGCCCCGGCGGGGCUGAGCCUGCAGCCCUGCCAGCUCCUCACCCUCUCCCCCAUCAAGGUCCCGCUCCUGGCCUCGCCCUUCCCAGGUUCUGCCUCCAGGCUGGACACGGCCGUGGGCCCCUUGGUGCCAGCACAGGUCACCCGUGUCACCGCCGUGGCCGCGCCCGCCGUCACCCUCAUGGCCACCAACCUGAUGGACCCUGCACGGGCAGAUCGUGGCAAGGAAUCGAGCAGAGCCUCCCGCCCGCCCACGCUGAUCCUGCACACGGAGAGGAAGAGUGGCCCCACGGGCAGUGACAGUGACAAGGUCAGUCCUGGAGCCUCCUCCCGAGCCUUUGGGACCGCUGAGCUGCACAAACCCGGCCCAGGGGCAGGAUGGGCCUGCCUGGAGCUGUGUGUGGUGUGGACUGGAGAUGACCGGGUGUUCUUCUUCAACCCCAGCAUGCAGCUGUCGGUGUGGGAGCGGCCGCUGGACCUGAGGCACCGCGGGGACAUCAAGCGGCUGCUCGAGGACCCCCCGCACAAGCGCAAGCUGGAGCCUGCAGCAACAGACAAGUGCGUUAGCUCUUGUCCAGGGGAUGAAAACGAUGAUCUGAGCAUCAAAACUAAGAGAAAUAAAACAGAGGAGUGCCAGGCUGCGGGGGCUGAGGAGGAGCAGGGAGGGGAGGAAGGCUCGGCCAGCCGGAUCUCACCGCCCCUGGAGGAGAGGAUCACCCACUUCAGGGACAUGCUGCUGGAGAGGGGGGUGUCGGCGUUCUCCACGUGGGAGAAGGAGCUGCACAAGAUGGUGUUUGACCCGCGCUACCUGCUGCUGAACCCCGAGGAGAGGAGGCAGAUUUUCGAGCAGUUUGUCAAGACCCGGGUCAGGGAGGAGUACAAAGAGAGGAAGAACAAGUUGCUGUUGGCCAAGGAAGAGUUCAAGAAGCUUCUGGAAGAAUCCAAGUUAUCCCCAAGGACAACCUUCAAGGAAUUCGCCGAGAAGUACGGCCGGGACCAGCGCUUCCGCCUCGUCCAGAAGAAGAAGGACCAGGAGCACUUUUUCAAUCAGUUCAUUCUUAUUCUCAAGAAGAGGGACAAAGAAAACAGGAUAAGGCUACGGAAAAUGAGAUAAAAGCAGCUGAAACUGGCAAUAAAGACACGCCCAGGCCACGUCUGCGGGAGGGGAUUCCAAGGAAGGAUGGGAAACGCUCGGGGUCCAAGAGCACCACCAGGAGUGGGAGAUCCCGAGGGAAAACCGCCUCUGGACGGAGCCUGGGGAGCCUCCAGCGGAUUUGGGAAGGCUGUUCGGCAGGAACGGGAAGGAUGUUUUGUUCUCAAAGAAUUAAUGUUUCAUAUUGAAGCUCUCUUUUGUACAACAUCCCGAGUUUGAUGCAUUUCUAAUUGCCAUGAUAUGUCGAUCCCUUAAUUGUUUUAAUUAUGCAAAUUACUUGUAAUAUACACAAGUUAUGACUCCGAUGCAGAUUUAUAAUUAAGCAGAAGCAGAUGCCAUCCAGAGCAAUCUCAAGGCAUUGCCAUCAUUUAGGGGAAUUAUCUCCAACAAUCUUUUGGCCACUCGGCAUUUCCACCAAGUGUGUGGGGUCUGGUGGUCUGCAGGAUCCGCUCCCGCUGCUCAUCCGUCUCUGUCCAGUCCUCUGAGUAGUAGUGAUCAGCUAUUAAUUGUUAAUCUUGGUGAAGAGUGUGAAAAUCUUGGCACAUGUUCCAUAGGAGAGCUCUCCGACCCAGAACUUCCCGCGGGCGCCACGUCCCCCUCAGCCUUCCAACCCCAGUUCUGUGGUGAAGCCAUCCCAGUCGGAUUUGGGUUCUGUUCCUGUGUGUGAAGAGUCUGCAUGAGAUUUUUCUCAUCAUAUUUGUAUAAAUAAAUAUUUAACUUUUGUAAUUAAGAA
Molecule: messenger RNA, 2335 nt
Organism: Cyanistes caeruleus (blue tit)
Lineage: Eukaryota; Metazoa; Chordata; Aves; Passeriformes; Paridae
Source: RefSeq, a predicted model, not a curated record